Messenger RNA from Brassica rapa (field mustard), 2512 nucleotides. RefSeq names its product serine/threonine/tyrosine-protein kinase HT1. Lineage: Eukaryota; Viridiplantae; Streptophyta; Magnoliopsida; Brassicales; Brassicaceae. Gene Ontology annotation, molecular function: ATP binding; protein serine/threonine kinase activity. Gene Ontology annotation, biological process: protein phosphorylation. The record is from RefSeq and is a predicted model, not a curated record.
UUAUAUAUAUAGUUACGAUUUUAAUAAUGAAAUAAUAAUCCGAAAAUAUAUAUAUAGAAAAAAUACAAAUACAUGUGAAUGUUUGAAAUAAUCUAUUCAAUGAAAAAAAAUAUACAGUAAACUUAUUAUGUUUUAAAAAUUGAUAGACACAUAUAUAUUAUAAUAUAUACCAAUUUAAAAUUAAAAAUAAAAUAUUUAUAUAAAAAUAAAUGAAAAUAAAAAUCCGCACGGUUGCGCGGAUCAACAUCUAGUAAUUUGUUAAAUCCUAAGCCCCAAUACCUCUAGUAGUUUAGUUACUGCCUAGCAAUUUCUUGAACAUUUUUACGAUGAAAUAUGUACUUUAAGAAGAAUUUGUUUUUCACGUAAUCUACUCGUUACCUUGUAAAUUUACGACAACCAAUAUUUGUCAUAAAUGUUAUUCGUUAUGUGCAUGUUUUUUUGUAGUGUAUGUACAAUAUAAUUCAAUAUUUCAUGUUCCAAGUUCAGAUCACAUAUCAGACCGACAUUGACUAUCCAUGAACCAAACACCAUUGAAUUUGUUCUAAACAGAAAACAGAAAUGGUAUAUAAAAGAUGUAUCAUAAUAACUCUUUCUCUCUCAAAAAGCUUACUUUUGAACGAAGCAAUCACGAGAAACCUUUGACAAUCUCUUACUUUGGAUCUGUUUCCUUAUUCACUUGGUUUCUUCUGUAACCUGUAUCCAAAACUUUCUGGUGCUUUUCCCUCUUCUCGUGUCCGAUCCUCAUCUUUUUUCCCUAAAAAUUUCAUUGUUCUACUAAGAAAAAGACAAUGAUGAAACCCAUUUGUUUCCUUCCUGUAAAAUUAUCUUCCUUUUGACAUAAUCUUUCUUAGUUUUAUUUAACAUAUUUAAAAGCCUCCGUUUGAAAAUUUCUUUUCCCCUUUUCAAAAAUAAAAUCUUUUACUGAUUCUGUUUUGUUUUCCCGAGAAAAUUAAUGAAACCGCGGCUAUAUUCUCGGGAGAUCCUAUCGAACCCAUGUUUCUGAAUCAGUUCAUGCACUUCUUGAAAUCUAUUCACACUUUCAGAAGGAAAACCCUAGCUCAAUAAACCCUAGAUCCUCUGCUUUCACACCCUACCUUGUGAUCCAAGCUAUGUCUGGUUCAUGUUUCAACCCGUUUCGUCUCAGGCGGUCUCUGAGACCCCAGUUUCCUCCAGAUCCUUCCUUCCCCGCCUUAUCCGCUAACCCUUCUUCCUCCAAAACCAACCGGUAUGCAGAAAGUGAGACGAUGGAGAAGAAGAGAUUCGAUAGUAUGGAGUCUUGGUCUAUGAUCCUAGAGUCCGAGAACGUGGAGACAUGGGAGGCGUCUAAAGGGGAAAGAGAAGAAUGGACUGCAGAUCUCUCGCAGCUAUUUAUAGGAAACAAAUUUGCUUCCGGAGCACACAGCCGGAUUUACAGAGGGAUCUACAAGCAGAGAGCCGUCGCUGUGAAGAUGGUUAGGAUCCCUACACACAAGGAAGAGACAAGGGCUAAACUCGAACAACAGUUUAAGUCCGAGGUUGCUCUGCUUUCUCGUCUCUUUCACCCUAACAUCGUCCAGUUUAUUGCGGCGUGCAAGAAACCGCCGGUAUACUGCAUAAUAACAGAGUACAUGUCGCAAGGUAAUCUCCGAAUGUACCUCAACAAGAAGGAACCUUACUCGCUCUCGAUUGAGACCGUACUAAGGCUAGCUCUAGACAUCUCGAGAGGAAUGGAGUAUCUUCACUCGCAGGGUGUUAUCCAUAGAGACCUUAAGUCCAACAAUUUACUUUUGAAUGAUGAAAUGAGAGUUAAAGUUGCAGAUUUUGGGACUUCUUGUCUUGAGACACAAUGCAGAGAGGCCAAGGGUAAUAUGGGAACUUAUCGUUGGAUGGCUCCAGAGAUGAUCAAGGAGAAACCAUACACUAGAAAAGUCGAUGUUUAUAGCUUCGGCAUCGUUCUAUGGGAACUCACCACUGCCUUGCUUCCAUUCCAAGGCAUGACUCCCGUGCAAGCCGCGUUUGCAGUCGCUGAAAAGAACGAGAGACCGCCAUUACCGGCUAGCUGUCAGCCAGCGCUAGCUCACCUGAUCAAGAGGUGCUGGUCGGAGAACCCUUCCAAGCGACCGGACUUCUCAAACAUUGUGGCGGUGCUAGAGAAGUACGACGAGUGUGUCAAAGAAGGACUGCCUUUGACGUCACAUGCAAGCCUGACGAAGACCAAAAACGCGAUUCUUGAUCGACUUAAAGGCUGCGUCUCAGCCAUCAGCUCACCAUCUUCGUCCUCCUCUCUUCCUGUAAAUGCCUAGUAAUUCAAAGUUGUUUAAUUACCAUAACACUCUCUCUCAUUGUAAAGAUUAGUAUUCUACUUCUUUUUCUUUCACUAGGUAUUUGAUUGUAUUUCGCAUCUACACGAUGUUAUAUGGUUUACACGUAAUUAAUUAGGCUGAUUCAUUUGUAUAAUGCAUAAUCUAAUGAAACGUAUUGAUCACUGGUCUCUCUCAUUUUGAAAGGAAGUGAGCUGAAAAUAAGGAUUGCG